AUGUUUAAAAACCGAAACAACCUCUCCGGAAAUAGACGAAUUUCAAAUAGGACGACAGCGUUGGAAGACAACAGGCUUUCCCUGGCUGCCAGCGAAGAUAGGAUCUGUGAAACAGGCAAGUCCUCGCCGGGGAAACCCCGCAAAGCUAAGCAGAAAGUCAGAUCCAGGUCACUGAUUGAAGUCGCUUCCCUUGCCGGCCUGAAACUUCCUG
Molecule: messenger RNA, 211 nt
Organism: Candidula unifasciata
Lineage: Eukaryota; Metazoa; Mollusca; Gastropoda; Stylommatophora; Geomitridae
Source: the annotation of a GenBank genome assembly